This is a messenger RNA of Phalaenopsis equestris, 1934 nucleotides long. RefSeq names its product putative cysteine-rich receptor-like protein kinase 20. Gene Ontology annotation, biological process: protein phosphorylation. Gene Ontology annotation, molecular function: ATP binding; protein kinase activity. The transcript has 7 exons. The record is from RefSeq and is a predicted model, not a curated record. NCBI's taxonomy places the organism in Eukaryota, Viridiplantae, Streptophyta, Magnoliopsida, Asparagales, Orchidaceae. Bases 132 to 1811 code for a protein of 559 amino acids.
AAUUCCAGCCCCACCACCACAAAAUAUUCAGCAAUGAAUUAUUGAUUAUUUGAGUAGAGGAAGACCUUGGCUGGACUCUUCACCUCAUCUAGAAAUUAGAAUCGAACAACCUCGUCAGAAUUGUUGCCAGUAUGAGCAGUCCCACUUCCCUGGCUUUCCUCCUCCUCGUUCUCCUAUCCUUGUUCGCCUCUCCGGCAACAGCAUACCUACUCUACAAUGUCUGCGGCAGCACAGGAAACUUCUCCACUUACAGUACCUACAGCUCCAACCUCAACGUCCUUCUUUCCACCCUUUCCUCCAACGCCUCUGCCACAGGCUUCGCCACUUUCACAACAGGCAGCAUUCCCGAUAGCGUUACCGGCCUUAUCCUCUGCCGUGGUGACACCGAUAUCUUCAACUGUCGCUCCUGCAUCCACACCGCCAUAAAAGAGAUCCGGCAGUUCUGCCCAAACCAGAAGGACGCCAGCAUAUGGUAUGAUUUAUGCCUACUCCGCUACUCCAGCCAAAACUUCCUCUACGCUCCCGACAUCACCUCAAACAUCAAGGUUUUCAUGUUUAACACUCAAACUGUCUCGGCCGAGCAACUGUCGCCUACAAACGGGUCUUCCACGGCAAAUACUACCCGGCCUACGGCAGAUUCAUCUCAUGGAGGAAGCAGUAAAGUGGGCACUGUUGUGGCAAUCACAGUUCCUGUAGUAGUUGCAAUUGUUCUAAUUUCCACAAUUAGCAUCUGGUUGUGUCGAAGAAAACCAAGGAGAAAGCAACCCGGCGAGGCUAACCUUGAAGAGUUUUCCAAGGUUGAAACUAUAUUGUUUGAUUUACCCACACUUAAAGUAGCAACUGAAAAUUUCUCAGAACUUAACAAGGUUGGUGAAGGGGGCUUCGGAUCAGUUUACAAGGGAGUAUUACCGGAUGGUCAAGAAAUAGCAGUCAAGAGGCUCUCAGCAGGAUCAGGGCAAGGGCUUGAAGAGCUAAAAAAUGAACUGGUUGUAACAGCUCUACUCCAUCACAAAAAUAUUGUAAGACUAUAUGGUGUCUGCCUGGAAAAAACAGAGAAGUUGCUCAUAUAUGAGUAUGCGCCCAACAAAAGCUUAGAUACAAUUCUCUUUGAUCCAACGAAAAGUAAGCUACUAGACUGGAUGAAAAGAUGCGAGAUCAUAGGAGGGAUUGCCCGUGGCUUGCUUUACCUACAUGAAGACUCCCAAUUAAAGAUCAUUCAUCGAGAUCUUAAAGCUAGCAAUAUAUUGUUAGAUGUAGACAUGAAUGCAAAAAUUUCGGACUUUGGGAUGGCUAGAAUUUUUCGAGGAGAUGAGAGUCAAGGGAAGACGAGUAAUGUUGUUGGAACGUGUGGAUAUAUGGCUCCAGAAUAUGGAUUGCACGGACAUUUUUCAGACAAGUCUGAUGUAUUUAGUUUUGGAGUGCUAGUUUUAGAGAUUUUAACAGGAAGGAGUAAUAAAAGUUUCUUUAAUGAUGACCAUUCUGAAGACCUCUUAAGUUAUGUAUGGAAGAAUUGGAAGAAUGGAACAGUCCUAGAAAUUGUAGACCCAACCUUAGCAAAACCUCUUCCGAGAAGUGAAGUCAUGCGAUGCUUUCAAAUUGGACUUCUUUGUGCACAACAUGACUUUUCUCAAAGACCUACAAUGAUAACAGUGGUUGUCAUGCUCAACAGCUAUUCUAUGUCCAUUGAAGCCCCUUCAGCGCCAGCUUUUUUUGCAGGGGUAAGUGGCAUAAACACAGAGGAGUUUUCAAGGAAAUUUGACAUAUAUGAAAAUGACACUUACAAACCUUCAAGCAAGAAGAUGCCAAUGUGACCUAAUGUCAUUUCAAUUACGAAGCUAAAUCCAAUAUAACUAGUUAAUAAAAGGACAAAAAUCAAUGUUAUGGUUGUCUAUUUUCUAAAGUGGUAAAUAAUUUGUAUAAUGUGCUCAUUUUAU